AUGGCACCCCCACAAGAGAUAGUCAACGCUGCCACGGAGCUUUCCAAGAUUCUGACGAAACUUGGAGUAGCCCAUGCCAUUAUUGGCGGUGCUGCGGUAAACAUGUUAGGGUCGGCGAGGGUUACAAAGGAUGUCGACGUCCUCGCGGAGGCUGAGGCUCUCCGGCAUCGCGAACAACUUCUCGGAAAUAGCAAUAGAUUCAGCAUGUCCAACGUACAACUCCUCUACACCAGCGAGAGUGGUGUUGUCAUACCAAUCGGAAUCCUUGAGCAAGGCUCCUUCGUCGGAAUGCCUGAGCUAGCCAACAUUCCGAUAUUAAAAAUCGAAACGAAAGUCCCGGUAGUCCACCCAGCAAUGCUAGUUUGCAUGAAGCUUUCAAGAUGGAACUGGAUUUCAGAUUCCACCCGACCACAGUCCGUCCUCAAAGCAGAUUCUGACUUCAAAGACAUUCUUUUUAUGUUGGAAUUACUCGCUCAGGGCGGUGAACGAAUAGAUUUCAGAGGAAUUGACGAAGAUCGCAUUGACAGGCAUAUGGAGUAUUUUCAAAAGCUUCGAUCCAAAUCCAAACGGGUAGAUGAGUUACUGAAGAUUGUCCUUGACUAA
Molecule: messenger RNA, 603 nt
Organism: Orbilia oligospora ATCC 24927
Lineage: Eukaryota; Fungi; Ascomycota; Orbiliomycetes; Orbiliales; Orbiliaceae
Exons: 4
Coding region: 1-603 (200 amino acids)
Source: RefSeq, a predicted model, not a curated record